GGGAGACAGAGGACACCAAUCAACGCUCUUUUAGCAGCAAAGCUAAAAUGCCAGAGGGAGGACCGGACAUGCAGGAAUUACAUGUAUGGUGGUGUGAGGCAGCAUAAGUAUAGGUUCAGGCCACCCAACAAUAAUCUGGGCACACACUUACCGAACCUGGCACUGCUUUUGCAUGAAUAAGGAGAAGAAUACUGAAGUGGAUCAUAGAGAGGGAGCGGGCACACCAUAGAAUCUCUCCACGGCCCCACUGCCGCCACUGAUAAGGAUCGCGCAUGCACGAUACCUCACAGGAGCCACGGCAGCCAGAGAAGAGAGAGGGGGACGGAGACACAAGGCUCUGACGUUUACAGGGAGAAGCCUGUACACGAGAGGUCACCGCCGGAGCCUGGUGGAUGACGUCAGGGGUCACGUGACCCACAUCGGCAGUUCACAAACAAUGCAAAAUAAAUUAUGGAAUGAAAUUCUUCAUGGAAUAUGCAUUCUACAACGGAAAAAGAUUUCUUCAGAAAAGCUGUUUCAUGGUGGGAAUGUCAUUGUUGAUGAUGAUGUUCACAACUACGUUCGCAGAAUUAUUUUAUGAUAAAAAGAGUGACCAUGAUACAGAGACUUCAAUCCUUACACGAAGGAGAAGAGGAUUUCAUCUUGAGGAUUUUCUGGAAGAACAAAUUCAAGAUAAUUCCAGAGACAUUUCCGGAAGUCUUUGCAUGGGUUAUGGUGUUAACUGUUGUAUUGAAUUACACUUCAGACAUGAUACACACAUUGAAUUACAUGCAACAGCAGGACCAAGUUCACUCAAUUACAAGGAACAUUCACACAUAACAAUAGAACAGGUACAUGAUAGUGUACAUCGAUAGAUGGAUUAUAUUGGAGUAUUGUGAUAAAAGGAAAUGAGUCAGCUACAUGGUCUGGAGAGCUCACAAAUGAUAAGAUAUCAUUUGGAAGAGUGGGAAAAUCUCGAGAGGAAAUUUGGUUUCAAACACAGAAUUAUGUAAAAAUAAUGGAUUCAUAAAUUUUUCCCAUAACAGGAAAAGUUGAUGAAGAUUGGGUGGAAAAUUGGAGAUAGUAUGAGACAUAUAGAUUUAAGGGUAAAUAAGUGGUUAGGAUGUAAUGAGAACACAUGUACAGCGACCUCAUUGAUUCCAGUAGCUGGAAGAGAACAAAUGGUCGUUCCAAUAAUUGUUUUAGGAAUUCCUGUGAGUGAAACACAGUUGAUUUAUUAUCAAUUGCAAUAUACAGAAUUUGCAUAUGAUGGUUCUCAUAUAGAACAAUUGGAUCUUUCUUCAUGUCUACACUUUGUUUCUAAAAUAAUCUGUUUACCGGAGCAAGAUAAGGCGAUUUAUCAUUCUUGUUUCCAUAAUCAAACUUCUUGCCAUGCACGGAUUGAGAAUGUAUACUCAAUUCAUGAUUUGGUAACUCAAGUUGGUUUAAACAAAGUUUGUGUACAAGUGAUGUCUGAGAAAGAAAAGGUCGUAGCAUUCUUUUCUUCUUGUAUACAUUACGAGAAUUUGACAAGAGGUCUAUAUUGUUUGGAAGGAGAUCUGAGAGCUAUUUCUAUGAAUUUAGGAAGACUUAAUAUUUCUUCCAUAAAUACAAAUCAGUUAAAAACCCUUCCAGUACAAUUUAAUCUCACUCAAAUUGAUAAAUUUCCGUGGGAUAAGUGGACAGAAGAAAUUAAAAAGGAUAAAGGUUUUUUAAAAAUAUUAAACGAACAAGUAAAAGAAGCUGAAAUUGCAUUUAAUCAUCAUCAAGGACAAUUAUCAGAAAUAGAACAUGAAUGGAAUACUAUGUCUGGAACAUCUUGGUGGGGAAAAUUUAAGAAAUCUGUAAAUAUGUGGACAAAAUCUUCUGCACAAACAGCAGUUGGGAAUACUUUGUCCCAUCCUAUUAUUAUUAUAUUUAUUGUGAUAUUUUUGUGUGUUAUCUAUCAAAUUUUUAUUAUGUAUAAGAUUAGGAAAACAUAUAGGAAUAUAAAGGAAGAAAUUAAUAAGGGAGACAACAUUUUAAAAGAAAUGUUAAAAAGAACUCAGUAUUCCAAUUCUAUAUUGAAUACGGAACCAAAAAUUGAUCAAUCAACCAAGUGCUAUAACAUAGUCAAUGAAUGAAUGUGAUAUGAAUGUGAUACGAAUGGUGAAUAAUUGCGAAGGUUAUGAUUGAAAAAUUAGAUUUAAAAUCAUAAUCAGGGGGAAAUGUAAAAUAACAUAUUAACACUUUUUAGUAGGAUAGGGUAUUUUAAGGACCAUGAAAGGUCAGCACUUGUGUGACGUGUCAAUUUUGACAGUUCUUGAGACGACAAUAGUAUUUAGAAAGGUUAGGAAUCCUCCUCCUCAGCACAUUAUUAUUAGCUUUACAAAUAAGGAAACUUAGAAAACCAUGAUGUAAGGGGUUUUACUAGUUAACCAUAUAUGUCUGUUAUAAUGAUAAAUUUAGGAUACAAUGUAACUCUAUGGAGAGUCAACCUAUAAAAAGGCUUUGUCUCAUGACAUUGGGAGAGCAUUCUUUGACAAGACACCUGUGCUCUCUACGCACACACAUUCACACAUACACGUUACUUUAAGGGAAUCACUUUUUCUUCACUCAUUCUAAAUUGGUUUAUUACAUGCUUGUUAUCUUUUGAGAUUCUUCUGCUGUACUUUAUAUUUUUCUCUUCCUAAACUUUGUAACUGUUUCUUUUUAUGCGAAUUAAACCCUUUUAACUUUUAUCUUUCA
Molecule: messenger RNA, 2706 nt
Organism: Bufo gargarizans (Asiatic toad)
Lineage: Eukaryota; Metazoa; Chordata; Amphibia; Anura; Bufonidae
Exons: 3
Coding region: 1035-2102 (355 amino acids)
Source: RefSeq, a predicted model, not a curated record